CAUCAGAUGGUUACUCACACUCACUUAAUCUUGGUUUCAUGCACAACCGUUGCUAGCCAGUCGUUGAACCUUUCUCAGUCGCUUGAACUUUGUUUUAGUGGCAAUUCCAUUGGCAUUUGGAGAUUUGCGACGUUCCAACUGGCGCCAAUUGUUCUUGGGUUCUUCGUUCAUUUGAUUUCGCGGUCACAACGCUUCAACCCGCCGCAUCACCAAUUAUCCACACCUCCGAGUCGUUUCAAAUCUCAAUAAAGUUUACCCGGUCAAUGGCAACUUCGCGCGCGUACCCUCCUCCAGUCAAUCUAAAGGAACGUAUUGCUGCCCUCCAGCAGAGGAAUGUCUCCCCAAGUCAACAGCAAUUCGCUUCAAAGAACCUCCCGAGUAGUGGAACCGGAUGUUUGCGCGACAAAAUCGCUAAAUUUGAGGAGAAGGGAGGCGUCCCUGUCCCACGAGGCAGCUUCGCAAUGGGUGCGCCUCAGUUGGCAGAAAACGCACCGGCAAAGAAGCGUGGAGAGUUGUAUGGGAAUCGAGUGGGGAGGCCAGGCGGCUCGCCAUCGAGUCGCUCUGGCUCACCUCUCCCCCCAGCGGACGACUCACCCUUGCCAAGGAAACGUUGUGUCUCUACCGGGGGUACACUCUUGAAAGGCACUCCUCCGAGAUUCAAAACGGGGGUGCCUAUUCCACCGCUUCCACCCACACCGUCGCCGGCUUCUCCUUUUGCUCGUCGCAACUCCCUAGCAGUUGAUUUUGGUCCUACUCAACGUGUCGUCAGCCUCGGGGAGGCGUCUCAGCAUGCAGAUGAAGAUAUAGAAUUUCCCUCACCUUCUCUGCCCACUUCCCCUUCGACGGAAGUAAGAGACCCCGUUGGAAUUAUAGCCCCGUCCCAGACCCUUGAACCUGUCACCUCAUCAGAUGAUGCACUUCCCCAAGAUAUGGAUACACUGUCACAGGCAGAGCAGGAGCCAGCGGUACUAGAGCUUGGCUUGCAGGCUGACUCUAAUCCAGAGCCUGUGAUAGCAUUGGAUGUCGUGACGUCAUCUCAGUCCUCACCAGAAGUCGUAACCGUCGUGGAGGUGACUUCCGCUAUCGAGCCUGAUCCUCCUUCGGACGAGAAGCCUCAAUCACCAUAUCAUCGCUCACUGUCAUUAGAUGCAUCUGUGAUCGACGCUCAGCCUUCGGAAGUUGUCCUUCCCGACUCGUCUUCAACUAUUUCCCAUUCGCUAGUAGUCGCCCCCAAUGCGGUUACGGAAGAUGACUCGGUAUUGGCUCAUCCCCUGACGUCUACCAUUACCUUGGGAUCCGAUGAUGUCAAUGACAAGGAGCAUGAUGACGUGGCUACAUCAUUACUAGUAUCUCCUCCUACUGAGGAAAGUGGGACCAUCUCUAUCAUCGUGCCUCAUCCAAAGAUCCAAGUACAACCCAGCCUCCCAUCACCUGAUUUAGAGAUAGAGACUACCAAGCCUGAAGUCAAGCGCUCUUUCACGGCUAUAGUGCAUCACAAGGUCACAAAAGUUCCCGCUACCACAGCACCGACUUCAUCCCUUUCCACACCUAUAACACCACAAGUUGCGCGUGUGCGGCGGACGGGGAUCACUAUUGCUGCCGAACCGCUUUCGAGUCCGGCCUAUGGAGAACUCGCCGUCCUGCUAGAAGAAGCAGCAUUGCUUGAGAUGAAACUAACUGAGGGGGAUGGUUCAGACCUGGUAGAGGCCGCGCUUGCCAAAACCCCAACCUUCGACACUUUCGCAACCGACUUCCGAUCCGUAUCUUCCUCGACACUCACAGAACACGUCAAAGCCCCAUCUACGGAACACGUUACAACUCCAUUUGUGGAACACGUUAAAGCUCCAUCUGCGGAGACCGCCUCCCUUUCAGAGCGUUCUGUAUCUAUUCCAUCCAUCCGAGAACCUAACAUGGAUGGGGACAUCCCCGAGGAGGACGAGGGUGACGGGAGGAGUCUGGCUUCUACAUCUGCAUCACAACGGUCUCCUUCACAUAGGAGGUAUCUCUCGAGCAUCAGGCGGCUGACUAGUCGUCGUUCGUCGAACUAUAUGCCUGGGGCGUACCCUCGGGAUAGUAUUUCAACAUCCUCUGAAGACUCCGCCCCGGUCGCAACACCAUCUGAUUAUGGAGAUGGGUCAGGCUUUGGUAUUACAUGGCCAAGUGUAUCUCCGAAGAAAGGCGGUGUGGGAAAGUUUGCGGACAAAUUGUUCAACCGUAACAGAACCAAGUCGAACGUCAGCGUAGUGGAGACAGACCAAGGCUCGAUAUAUAACUCGCCGAAGAGGUCGUUUAUAUUAUCCCAGCCUCCGAGCUCAUCCCCAACUAAAAGCCCUCCAAGUCGCCAUGCUAAUGAAUUACCUAGCUCUCGUCCAUCGCACUGGAUGGUCUCACGGGACUCAUCAUCUUCUCCUGCUCCCAGUAUCCUUGAGAAGGAAAUCUUUGAUGAAUUUCCUUCUGUGCCACAGACGCUUCCUCCGGGCCCGCAUCACCUAUCUCCAGACCUCUCAGGAGUCGCAGUCCAUCAAUCGUCAACUCUCCCGGUCAAGGCUCGGAAACAGUCGCAACAAAGCUGAUCCAUAGUUUGAAGUGCUUCAUCUUGAGUACCGAAGGAGUUAGCUAGCCUCGCUUCGCUCCUCAUGCUGUCAUGGCUUUGCUUUCGUUUGUGUAUUCUUGCUAUCUUUCAGUUUGAACUUUUGCUAGUAAAUUUGUGUUUCGGUGUAUAGCUUUUAUAUGCUUCAAUAUUAAUAUCGUCACGGCACCGGCGCCAGCCCUCGCCUCACUUAUGCCUGACAUGUUUUGUGUCCAUUGAAUUGAAUGCGGACUAGUCUUUCCCAUUUUGUGUUGGCAAAUGACUGCUACCACAUAAUUCUACCAUCAAUGGAUGUUCUUCGACUCCAUCUUGACUCAAUAACCAUUUCCCCUUUUACCAUGCCUUGAA
Molecule: messenger RNA, 2938 nt
Organism: Suillus plorans
Lineage: Eukaryota; Fungi; Basidiomycota; Agaricomycetes; Boletales; Suillaceae
Exons: 3
Coding region: 264-2573 (769 amino acids)
Source: RefSeq, a predicted model, not a curated record